AGCUUGCAACGUGAUCAGUUCCUGGGGAAGUGUCACAAGUCGGGGUGUCAUAACUCGAACCCGCAUUUACGAUAGGCAUCAUGCACUGUCGUAAAUGCGGGCUGAGAACACACGUCAGGGGUUUUCGUCCCUUCUGCACUUAAAAAGACUUUUGUAAGUGCGAGGGGUCACAGCUCAGAAGAUCGCAUCUGCAGGGUUUCCUGUACUUGACUAGUCAAUUAACCGCAAUUUAACAUCCCUAAACGAAAGGUUGGUUUCCUCGUGGCAUUUGCCCAAUAAAUUUAAAACAGAGUUUUUUGAAAGCCCAGUCAGCUCUCUUGUGUUGCUUCCCAAUAGAAGAUGUAAUGGCAAAAGAGAUGAAAUUCCAUCACACACUGGAUUUUGCACUUCCACCAUCUCUUCCACCCUCAUUACACCCUCAAGUUCACAUUCAGCACCACCUGGAGACUUUAAAGCAGAAGCGAAAAGAGGUUCUGAGACUCAGGUCGAAUGGGGAAAAGAAAAGCCAGGAACUGCUGAGAAAGACACACCUGGAGAGGCAGACAAUUGUGUUUCAAUUUCGGCAACUGUGCCAAUUUCUGAAGGAACAAGAGAGAUUCCAGCUGGCCCAGCUAGACGAGACGGAGCAGGACAUUGUCAAGAAGUGGGAUCAAUAUAGCGCCAAACUACAUGAUGAAAUUUCCUCUCUCAGUACGUUGAUCUACGAGCUACAGCAGAAGUGUCGGCAGCCAGCCAGUGAAUUGCUGCAGGACAUCAAAAGCACCUUGAGCAGAUGCGAAAGAAAGACAUUUCAGGAUCCACUGUCACUUUCUCCCGACCUGAAAUGGGGCGGCUGGAAUUUCUCUGAAAAAUCCACGAUUGUACAGGACCUCCAGAAGAAUUGCAAAGAAUCUUUCUCAUCUGAGUGGAAAUUGCACAAAGGUAAAUCUUCAGCAACUGAAAAUUAUGGGCACGUUUUUCCCAAUAUGAAGAGAAAACAAGGUAAUUUAGGAGUCUUGAUUGCCUGGUAGAGAAGGAUCUAAAAUUCACAUGAGACAAACAACUGUGACAAAUACACAGAGUAACAAAAAUGAAAGAGAAGGGAUUGCCUCGGACAUCCAUGGUUAUUUUAACAUGACAGAGUAAUCGCAAACAAGACAUUAGGAAUUAACAACCCUAAGGCUACAUCUAUA
Molecule: messenger RNA, 1172 nt
Organism: Pelodiscus sinensis (Chinese soft-shelled turtle)
Lineage: Eukaryota; Metazoa; Chordata; Testudines; Trionychidae
Source: RefSeq, a predicted model, not a curated record